Corythoichthys intestinalis (scribbled pipefish) is the source of this 1210-nucleotide messenger RNA. RefSeq lists its product as uncharacterized. Lineage: Eukaryota; Metazoa; Chordata; Actinopteri; Syngnathiformes; Syngnathidae. Bases 82 to 777 code for a protein of 231 amino acids. The record is from RefSeq and is a predicted model, not a curated record. The transcript is spliced from 6 exons.
AGAGAGACACGCGAGGUACGUGUAGCGUAUGUUCAAAUUAUAGGAUUAUAGUUAUUUAUUAUCGUUUUGGGACGAGAACCAAUGCAUUUUGAUAGUAUUUUCGUGCUUGUCACCCUGGCCCGUUUGUCACUGACUCUACCAGUUCCAGUGGACACAAUGGUCGUUCAGCUGCAGCAGUGGGUGGUGUUGGGCACUCAACCAGUCCUAGGACGGGUCCUCCUCAACGGGGUCCCAUAUCCUGGCGCCACUCAGGAAGUCAAUGGAAUUAUUCAGAUGAUGUCGGCUGAUUUGAUCCCCUUGAAGCUCCUCGCAAACCAGACUGGAGUAUUAAGGAAGGGCUACACGGUCCUUCGCUCCCGUGACUGCGUACUGGAGGGCUCGGAGCUGCACUGGGCUGACCGGGUUUUCUCAGACGGGUCACUCUAUCUGUCCCUGGACCACAGUGGCGUCUGGGUAGCCCACACGCAGCAAGCAAUGGCCCUCAAAGCAUCGUGGGAGCAGGCGGUGGGGAGCUUGGAGUCCCUUCAAGAUGGAUGCGUCAACCUGAUGGGAAAACUGAGGUUUUCUAAAGACCAAUCAGGAAUUCCAAUGUCCCAAUUUUUUAUUCCAAUCUUGGGACUUUUGGCCUUCAUUGGAGUGACCGCUCUGAGCCUCCUUCUCUACACUAAACUGCGUCUGAGACACCCCGGUGGUGUUAUUGGGUCGAUCAUACACUACAGCAAGGACGAGGAAGAAGUCCAUACAGAGAAAAAGGGCAACGGUUAUCGUUCUUUAUGAUCUAAAUUUAAACCGCAGAAUACCAGCUCGGGACUUUGUGAGAUAUUUGAAUAAAUCAAUAUUGGUUGAAUAGCUAAGACAAACCAAUGAUUAAAUGGAUUUCAGAACAUUGUUUAAUCAGCAUUCAGCACUUUAUCAAUUGUCAGUCUAACUUAACACAAACUAACAAAUGAGCACAAUAAACACUUUUAAAAUGUUUUGUACAAAUAAGUGAAGUGUGUUUGUUUAAUGGAUUUGUUAAGUACUAAUUGUCUUAAUGUCAUUUUACCUUACCAAUGACAGCUGUUCUACCAAAUAUUGAAGUGCACUGUAUAGAGAAGAAUAUGAAUUAUAGAACUGUGACUUCCUAUUCCAUCAAAGAUGCACCCCUCUAACUGUGUUCCGUAAACGUUGCUAAUUUUGUGUUUCACGUUCUUGCUAUUUGUAACUGACA